This is a messenger RNA of Rotaria sp. Silwood2, 378 nucleotides long. Lineage: Eukaryota; Metazoa; Rotifera; Eurotatoria; Philodinida; Philodinidae. The record is from the annotation of a GenBank genome assembly.
AUGUCCGCCUGGCCCCCCCACUGUGCAUCUGUCGCUACGUUACUUUGUUUAGCAAAUCGACCAAAUAUGCCUGUUGAUGAUUAUUAUUCAGUAUUUCGGAAUAUGGUACGAAAUUUACUUGAUGGAAAUAUGGAUAGUUCAUCAUAUGAAGGUUCAUUAUGUGAAAUGUUUGGUAUUCAUGCUUAUAUUGAUUUUACAAUGGAUAAAAUUAUUCAUCAUGCUUCAUACCGUUGCGGUGCAGUUGAUCUUGUUGAUAAUCUUUAUACUACAGCACAACAAAAUUCAGAAGCGGCUAAUCAACGUGAAAUAAAAUCAUAUGCAGAUGGUAAUCGUGUAUUUCGUAUUUGUUCAGUAUGUAAAAAUGUAUUUUUUAUUUAA